UCCCGUUCCCAGCGCAUGCGCUCCCCGCCCGGCGGGCCCGGGGGGCUCCAGCGCUGCCGGAGCUGCACCGCGAGGAGGCCCCGGAGCGGCGGCGGGGCCGGGCCGGGACCGGCCGUGCCCAGACCAGGCGUGUCCUACUCGGAAUCCCAAACCUGUGAGCAAAUGGAUUGCUUUGAGAAUGGGAAGUUUUGUACUCAGACAGGCUCCCAGCAGCACAGGGACAGCAGUGGCUGUCAGGUGGCUGAGGCUGGCAGACCUGUCAGACGGCUCCGGAGGAAGAGGAGACUCCCUCUGGAUUCGGAGGAUGAGGAGGAAAAUGCAUAUGAGGAUGAGGAGAAGAAUAAAUCAAAUAAUAUGAAAAGCCGCAGAAACACUAAACCAAUAAAACAAGUGCUUCCUGGAAAGAAGAAGGUAUGGAACUGGGUUUCCUACUUGGAAGAGGAACAGAUGCCAGCUGCUCCCCUCAAACUGUUCAGAGAGUAUCAAUCAUUCCCACAAGGCCGGAAUGGAUUUAAAGUUGGAAUGAAAUUGGAAGGGCUGGAUCCUGAACACCCCUCUCGAUUCUGUGUUCUCACAGUGGCUGAGAUCCAAGGCUACAGGAUGCGACUGCACUUUGAUGGGUAUCCAGAGUGUUAUGACUUCUGGGCUAAUGCUGAUUCCUCAGACAUCCAUCCUGUGGGCUGGUGUGAAAAAACAAGCCAUAAGCUGCUCCCUCCUAAAGGUUUCAAGGAGGGAGAAUUUAAUUGGACUUCCUAUCUGAAGAAUUGCAAAGCUCAAGCAGCUCCAAAAAGCCUUUUUAAGACCCUCAGCACUCCUGUCACACCCUCUGGGUUUCGUCUGGGAAUGAAGCUGGAGGCAGUGGACAAGAAGAAUCCCUCCCUGAUCUGCGUGGCCACCAUCACAGACGUGGUGGACAACCGGCUGCUGAUCCACUUCGAUAACUGGGACGAGAGCUACGACUACUGGUGUGAAACGAGCAGCCCAUACAUCCGUCCUGUGGGCUACUGCCAGGAAACUGGAACCCCACUGACAACACCACCUGGAUACAAGGAUCCCAAAGCCUUCUCAUGGGAGAAAUACUUGGAAGAAACUAAUUCCCAAGCGGCCCCAGCAAGAGCAUUCAAACUGCGCCCUGCUCACGGAUUCCAAGUUAAUAUGAAGUUGGAGGCUGUGGACAGGAGAAAUCCCAUCUUGAUAAGAGUGGCAACAAUAGUUGACAAAGACAACCAUCGCAUUAAGAUCCAUUUCGAUGGUUGGGACCCUCAUUAUGAUUUCUGGGUGGAUGCAGACAGCCCUGACAUCCAUCCUGUGGGCUGGUGUGCCAAGACUGGACACGCUCUGCAGGUCCCUCUAGGUGCUGAGGACCCAGAGGGAGCAGUGGGACAAGUGUGUCCCACUCCAGGCUGCCACGGGAUCGGGCACGUCCGGGGACCACGAUAUGGGACACAUUACACGUUGGUUGGCUGCCCAUACUCUGAUGUGAACCUCAGCAGAGAGAACUCGUUACAGGACCGGCUGAGCGGGGAGAGACCUUCCCCUGGGAACACCAUGCAGAAGGCCAAGAGGCUGGAGACUCCUGCCCCAUUCCUGCUGGGAGCAGGGGAGUCUUCUCAGGGAGACUCUCCACAAUCCAGGAAAAUCUUGGAAUUGAGCAGCAUUGAAGCAAACUGUGUAAAAGCUGCACCAGACAGUGAGAAGUGGUGUCAAAGCAGCGUUCACACUCCAUCAGAGCAGUCUGAAAACAGUCAGGAGAGAGACUGGGGAGAGGAGGAUUCCUCUGCAGACAUCAAAGCCACACCAAAAACGCUUGGGUGCUCACGUGCCUAUAUCAAGUUCCAGCUGGUGAAACGGGAAAGCAAUGGGAAAGGCCCUGAUUUGGAUCUCCAGCAGGCCCUCCACCAGUCCAUCUUCAUGCCUUCCCUGGCCUCUAACCCGACCCACCGGCUCCAUCUCUUCUGGGAGCAGCACUGCAGGCUCCUGCCAGAGGUCUCAGGCCUCACAGCCAAACAAGUUGCCAAAUGGACUGUGGAAGAGGUGGUGAGCUUCAUCCAGCGUUUACCUGGCUGCAAAGAACAAGCCUCUGUGUUCAGGGAAGAGCAGAUCGACGGCGAGGCCUUCCUGCUCCUCAAGCAGAACGACAUCGUUAAAAUCCUCAGCAUCAAGCUGGGCCCUGCCCUGAAGAUCUACAACGCCAUCCUCAUGUUCAAAUCUGCAGAAGACAACUGAGAAGGGCCCUCUGGGCACAUCCCACAAGGAAUUCACAGGGAAUGGGUCUUCAGCUGUGAGCAUUCCAAUGUGCCGAACGGGCGGAUUUCGGGACUCGGACGUAUUUUAAGUAGAACUUAGUCAAAAUAUUUUGAGGUUAUAAAAAAAUCCUGCCACAGUCUGGAAUAUGGGGCAGCUUCACUUCCAAGAAGAGGAUUAUUAUUAUAUUUUGUAAUUGAAUUUGGUUUUGAUAUAUCAAUCUCUUUUGGAGAUGGAGAAGAAACCUCCGGUUCUAAGGGGAAUCCAGGGUAGCAUUGGUGGAGCUGCAGGAGGAAAGCUUGGAGUAAAACUGACUCUGUGUCCAUGAUAGUGCCUGAAAGAGAGACUGAGUGAUCACCAGCGAGUUGAACAUGUUCUGUAUGUGUGAAAGAGAGAGUGAGGAAGGAGGAAAAAGGUGCACUUAAAGCAACUCCCCCAUAUCCUUCACUGCUGUGACUCAGGAGCUGACCUUUCCAGGACUGUUAAAUUCCAGUGUCUCCUACUGAUCCUGGUGGUUCUGAUCCCCUUGGCUGCUGGGCUGCUUAAACCACAGCAGGAAGGGAGUGUGGGCAGAGGGUUUCCAUCAGGCAUUGCUUCUGCCAGCGAGCAGAACCCUCAUUUAGAUCACCAGGACCUGUGCAGGUGGGCUUUGGGUGGGAAAAGAUCCCAUGAAGGAGUCUCUCACGGGGGACAAAGAUAAAUGUUUUAGCUGUAGUUCUCCCUCUGUGCUUUUGUGCAGCUGCUCUCUGGGCCAGGAGCAUUUUCUGGCAAAAUGGCACAAUCAGGAGCACCUGGGGACUGGAUGGGUUUGUUCUUGUCCUCUGCACUGUCAGCCAAAAGCUGGGAAUGGGAGUUGGAAACCCAGCAGUGGCCACAGUGUGUGUGUAAACAGAUUUCCUAGAAACAAAUGGCUUUUCUUUUGGACAAUCCAACCUGGUGAGUGUGGAGUGCUUUGGCCCUUCUCCCCUCCAGGUGGACUUUGGAGGGUCCUGUGGGGCAGAGCUGCAGCUCCUCUGCCUGUUCAGGAGUGAGGCAGGCAGAGUACACAUCCAGGGAAGUUGGAUUGGAGAGGAAUCAGGGUUUAAACAGACAGUAAAACGGGGUGGGAAUCACUUCCCAAAAGAGCUGAGGUGCAUCAGGGAGGGAGCUCAGCCUGUGUCCCUGUGCAGGCUCCUGGUGGGAGCACGAGGGCUUCCUGCUCUGCUCAGAGCCAGAGAAGGAACAGAGCCAGUUUUAGGAACGUGCCCAUGGCACUGUGACAUCCUGGAUGGGGUUUCCACACUGUUACUUCCCUGGCUGUCCUCUCCCAUGGAAACCUUGGGAGACACGGUGAAACCUCGGUGUUCCCGCUCCUGCCUGGCAGCACAGCAGCUCCUGGUUCCCCCUCUGGAUGCUCUCCCUGAGAUAUUUGGCUGUUGUGGAGUUUAUCCAGGACCACCUUAGCUCAGACAGCCCUCAGAGCCCUUCAUCCAGAGCUGCCAGGCUGAAUCCUGCAUGUGGGAGCCCUUCCAAGUGCUGGAGGUGUGUUUACCUCUGCCAGGGCUGUGGCAAUUUCUCAGGGCACUGCAUGAUGACAUAAUCCAUCCAUAGGCACCUCAAACUCCCUUGGCAUCUCUGCCAACAGUGUUGCUUCCCCAGAGCCAUUGGGAACAGGAUGAACACACUGUCCAUGGCCACGUGGUGACACAAAGUCCUUCCCUCAUCCCCCAUGUCCUUUGUCCAACCUUCAGCUGCUGGGAAGGUCCUGGUGACUUGCCUAAAGUAGGAAGUUCCUUAAAAUUGUAAAUACAGCAGAAUCCACCCCACUGAAGCCAUUCAGUCCUGGAAUAAUCAUUUAGAGCAGUUUGUUUCCAUACUCUUAUUUUUUAUAAGAUGUUUAAGCCUUCACAGAGAAGACACAGGGUAGGUGGGAUAUUUAAUAACUGGAACAUUAAAUAUCAGCCAGGCAGCUGCAGGAGAGAAAUUCACUGCAGUGGUAAGGACUAGGCAAGAGAUUAAUUUAGUGUAUUAAAAUGCAUUUUUAGUCUGAUAACCAGGAUAUUCACCAAAGAGUCCCAUUCCUUUAUCCUGCUCUGCACAUCCAACAUCAACGUGAAGACUUGAAUUGUAAGUGGCAUGUCCUGGGCUCAGACAGAACUCGCCUUCUGGGCAGAGCAAAAUUGUUUCCUGACAAGUGGAGCAGAGGAUCCAGAGCUGGGCUGUUUUAUUCCUGGCUCUCCACUGACUUGCUAAAUAACCCUGAGCCUUUCCAUGCUCCAGUUUCCCUCUCUGUGACACCCAGCCAGGUGGGGUGAGUGCAAUUUUGCCUUUCUCUUGUUCCUAACAAGCAAAUCUUGCCAGAGUUUCUGUUUCACCUCCUCCCUUUGGGAACCUGAGUUGGGGGACAGCAGAUUGCCUCUAGCACUGAACCAAAAUAUAAUAUUAAUUUCAUUUCUUUUUACUAUAUAUAGAUGGAGGAUGAAGAGAAUCGGUUAAACAAGCAGUGAGAUUCUAGUCAGUGAAAUUAUUCAAACAGAAGAGAAAUCUUUAAUCCUUGGGGCUUCCAAGCCAGCUGGAUCAAAGAGGAAAAUGUGUUCUUGGAGGUUGUUCAGUGACAGCCAGCACAGUGCUUUCAGCAGGGGGGAAGGAGGAACCUUUUAGGGCUGGAAGAAGGAGGAAUGUGCUUCUUGUGCCUUUUUUUGUAAUCUGAUAAUUGUCUUUGCAGAGCAAGCAAGAAUGUGCACACAUCUAUUACCCACUCCUUUCCCAAAUAUAGCUGUAUUCCAAUAAAAUCCACGACUUCACCGGGCAAAGAGAUUUCAAACUCACUAAUAUUUACAAGACAGAGAAAACAGCUAAACCAGCUCACUUUUUAGCCCCAUAACUUAGGAAUUCGUGGGUUGCUGAUGCUGUUGCACUUGUGUCAGGGAUUGUUGCUUUCCUGUGUGUCCUGAUGAGUUGUUCCUGCUGCCAGACUCUGCCCCAGGCCCGUUCCCAGCCCUGCUCCAGGCCAGGGCUCUGCAGAUGCCUUUGGUUUGUCUGAUGCCUUGUUGUCUCACUCGAAAUGUGCACUUUGAAGCAAAAAAAAAAAAAGAGCCAAAAGCUGUGGCUCUGCAGGGAACAAAGCUGAGGCUGGUUUGUUCCAGCUGGGACUGGGAGGAUUUGGGGUCUGCUGGAUGUCGGCAGCAACCAGUUGUUGGCCCAGCUGAACCCAGGAGCCACUUAGAAAUACAAAUAUAUUCCUCAUAAGCCACCCAGAGCUGUGACAAGUUCCUGUGGGCCGGCAGAGAAAUUGGGAAGUUUCAGUUCUCCAAGUGGGUCUUAUUCCUGGCUCUGUUUUUCUUCCUGCAUCCCUGUUUUUUUGAAUCCCAAAGCAAUCAAUUUUUUUUUUUCUCCUUUUCUUCUCCUCCUGUUGGAAUUUUUCUGUGCCAUCACCAAUGAUCAUCCUUGUAAUCCAGUAGCAGCAAAUUCCAGCUCUGGGUAAUGAAUCCCAUUAAGGUUGGACACUGACAGCAAAACUCUUCAUCCAGAGGGAAAAACCCAGCACUGAGCCCAGGGAUAAGCUCGUUCAGCUGUACAAGAUUUCCUGCCUGCUACUUUCAUGCCCUGCUUAGGGAUUUUAUACCACAGAGAGCUUUAAAGUUUCUGACAUCCCCUCCAUCAUGUGAUGAGCCAGCUUAUUUGGGAGAUUCCUGUUACUUGAACUGGAAACACGUGCAGGGGAAGGGAGGAAGGCUCGGCUCAGCCUCGGGAAUGUUUGCCUGUUUGAAACCAAAUACUUGAGCUUUUCCACACUAGCCAUGCCCUUGCACUCCACUGAUGCUUUCCUCUGGAAAUGUGAAUAAAAUUAAUAUAAGUUCA
This is a messenger RNA of Pseudopipra pipra, 6084 nucleotides long. RefSeq names its product lethal(3)malignant brain tumor-like protein 3. Lineage: Eukaryota; Metazoa; Chordata; Aves; Passeriformes; Pipridae. Gene Ontology annotation, molecular function: histone binding; zinc ion binding; chromatin binding. The record is from RefSeq and is a predicted model, not a curated record. Bases 16 to 2226 code for a protein of 736 amino acids. Gene Ontology annotation, cellular component: nucleus. Gene Ontology annotation, biological process: negative regulation of DNA-templated transcription. The transcript has 21 exons.